AUGGCGUUUACAGGGACAUUAGACAAAUGCAAAGCGUGUGACAAGACGGUUUACGUUAUGGAUUUGAUGACAUUGGAAGGAAUGCCUUAUCAUAAGUCAUGCUUCAGGUGCAGCCAUUGCAAUCACACUCUCGUGAUAAGCAACUACUCAUCCAUGGAUGGAGUUUUGUAUUGCAAGACUCACUUUGAACAGCUCUUUAAAGAAUCUGGAAAUUUCAGCAAGAAUUUUCAGACAGCAGGAAAGACCGAGAAAUCGAAUGAAAUGACGAGGGCUCCAAGCAAGUUAUCUUCGUUCUUUAGCGGAACACAAGACAAAUGUGCAGCUUGUAAGAAAACUGUUUAUCCACUAGAGAAGAUGACAAUGGAAGGAGAAUCUUACCACAAGACUUGCUUUAGAUGUGCACAUAGUGGUUGUCCAUUAACACAUUCUUCAUAUGCUGCUCUCAAUGGCAUUCUUUAUUGUAAGGUCCAUUUCAAUCAGCUUUUCCUCGAGAAAGGUAACUACAAUCAUGUCCUACAAGCCGCUGCUAAUAAUCGACGCACGCCCGAGGAAGAGAAAAUCGAAAGCAACGAAAAUGAAGCAAAGACUACAGAAGAAGAAGCUUCUCAUGCAGGCCAUGAAGCAGGUGAAGAACACGAGUCUUAA
Molecule: messenger RNA, 645 nt
Organism: Arabis nemorensis
Lineage: Eukaryota; Viridiplantae; Streptophyta; Magnoliopsida; Brassicales; Brassicaceae
Source: the annotation of a GenBank genome assembly